This is a messenger RNA of Acanthosepion pharaonis, 678 nucleotides long. The record is from the annotation of a GenBank genome assembly. Lineage: Eukaryota; Metazoa; Mollusca; Cephalopoda; Sepiida; Sepiidae.
AUGAUUGUUCUGAUCCCUGCCUCUUGUAGGCGCAUCUGCGUUAAAAAGAGAUGUCAAGAACUGAAGCUGCCAGGUUCUCUCUCUUCUCCUACCUCUCUCAUUAAUUCUUUUCGUUCGUUUCUCCCCUCACUAAACAUACACACCGCCACCUUCCUCCACCUCCCUUCUUUGUCUUUAUCCCUUUUGUUUUGUUUUUUCCUCUUCUUCAUUUCCCCACCACCUUGUUUUCUUUUCUAUCUCUCUUUCUGUUUUAACCAUUUCCCCAUUACUUUUCUUUCUUUGCUCUGUUCUUUCUCUUUCUCUCUAAUUAUUCUUCCGUUUUCUUUGUUCCUUUUUUUUCUGUCUUACUCUUUCUCCGCCUACUUUUUUAUCUAUUUUUUACCUAGUUUCUUUCUUUCUUUCUUUUUUUUUUCUGUUUGGUUCUAUCUUUUCGUCUUUUUUUCUUUAUUUAUCAUUUCCUUUUCUUUUCUCUCAAACACGUUUUCUCUUUUCCCGCGAAAUAUACCCUUUCUUUCCUCUCUUUUUUUCUUUCUUCUCUCUAUGCCCAAAUCCUUCCCCUUCUUUACUCUCUCCUCUGUCACUCUCUUCAUUCCUCCGUCUUCUUAUGUCCUCCUCCUUCCAUGCCCCCCCCUUUUUUUUCUUGACUCCACCCACAAAAUUGACCGACAUCUUCACUAG